AUGAUGCAGCAUCGACGGCGACAAGCGACCGCCGAAGAGCUGGCACAAGGUCAGAGGGAGAUGAAGGCCGCCGAGGCCAGAAUGAAGAAAGAAGGGAAGAAGAGAGGUGAGCUACCUCUCGAGGACGGGGUGGCCGAAGGGCCACAGGGUGGAAAAGGACCACCAGGUGGGGAUGCGACGUCCACCGACCUGGUCUCGACAAGGUCACCCACUCUCACAGUCCCGUCAACUGAGGAUAGCCACUCUAAGGUCUCAGCCGCGACUUCAUCGACCCCGAGGCCAAAGACUGAAGCUCCGAGUCCAGGAAAGCCAAAGAAAGAAGAAGAAGCUCACAUGAGGACCCCGCAGGUGUUGGGUCCGAAAGCCAUCCAGGACCAGCAGGGUGAAGAUGGAAAGGGAAGUGUGAAGGGAGGUGGUGUUGGUGGGAUCCCCGAAGAAAGUGAAGUCCCUGAACAGCACUCCAUUUGCACACCACCGUUGUUCACGCCUGCCCAGCUUGAUGAUUUGCACCGAGUUCAACAACAGGCACCAUGGCUUUAUGCCAAAGUCGGUACACCAAUGUACGACACCCCAAUGCACUCCAUCCUCGACAGACCAGCCUUCCUCGAGCAAGAAGUGUGGAAAGGAAAGGGUGGAAGAAGGGAUGAUGAAGAAAAAGAAAACCUGAUGUUGCGGGUCCAUGAACGAAUGGAGUUCGAGCGUCAGGAGAAGGAAGAAAUGAUGAUCCAGAUGCAGCAGCUCCUCAGCGAGAACAAUGCUUUGCGGGCUGAGAUGCAAGCAAAACCAAAAGGACCAGUGGGCGGUCCGACCAUGGCCGAUCGACGAAUCAGCCACCUUCUGGAGGAGAAUCAAAGACUCCACCAGGAAGUCAGAAGGCUGUCAUGGGUUCAGCCGACCUCGAAAGAAGAUGAUCCUGUUUUUGCAACGCCAAAUGGCAGCUCCGGAUGCGAUGAACAUGCUGGAGGCCGCGGAAGAACAAAGACAGGAGUGGAAGAAGUGCCAGAAGAUCGACCUCGUGAAGGUGAUGGCAAAGGCAAAGAAGCAGGCCGGGAGGCCACGGGAAAAGGAAGGGGAACGAAAAAGAAAGAAGGUUCCCUAGAAGAUGAUUCAGUGCAUCAACAGACCCUCAAUGUGAUCUUGAAGGUUGUUGAGGGGAUGCAAAAGAUUCAAGAUCGGAUGUCGCAAGGUGGCUCUACAGGUCAAGACCAAGACCCGGAGACAGUGCGACACAGUGUGGACCUGCCAAAGUUGGCAGAGUGGAAUGGAGAGUCAGCUCCGAUUGACUUCUCGGACUGGCUUUUGCUCUUAGCUCCUCUGAUGGCUGACCUCACACCCAGCUCAGAGGAAUGGUGGACUUUGACCUUAGAAGAAGCCCGCCAAUGGUACCAGAAGCACCUUGUGAAAUCUCCCUUGGACAGGCUCACACACCAGAUCGCGCCAAGCACCAAGCUUUCGAUGAGGAAGUGGUCCCGCUUGGAGAAGCGAGCAACUGCAUUGCUGCUGAGCGCUGUCCCAGAGGCCUUGAGAGAAGAGGUUGUGUCAUCGAAGAGUUUGACGGCCUUUGGAAUUUUGGUGAAGGGCAUGAUUGCCUAUCAGCCAGGAGGACUGGCCGAACGACAAGCAAUCUUGGCUGCCUUGGAAAGCCCUGCAGAAGCUUCGACCGUCGGCCAGGGCAUCGUCACACUUCGAAGAUGGUUGAGGUGGAAGCGAAGAGCAGAGGAGGUGGGAGUUUCAAUUCCAGACCCGACCAUUUUGGCUAGGGGUCUUGGACGCCUCAUGAAGAAGCUCAUCACGAUGUUCCCUGAGCUGAACUUCCGACUUCAACUGGUCCGAAGCUCCUUGAUGGUUGAUGCUGUUCCAACCCACGAGUCUGUGUCCAAGUACAGUGAGCAUUUGUUAGCAGAAUUGGAACAAAUGGGUCACCAAGCACGAAAGAAGGACUCAAGUGGGGAAGCAGAGAAGGAGAAGGUCGGAAAGAACAAGAGUGAAGAUGAGGAGGGCGAAGAAGUGCAGCCAUCCAUAAAGGAGUUGCUGAAGGAAGCCAAUGACAUGCUGAAGGGCAUGAAUGGAGGACCAAGUCCAAGUUCCUCCAAUACGUCUCCAUCAUCAAAGGGUGGGGACACGUCAGAAAGAUCCGAAGUGGUGGAACGUCUCCAGCAGCAGCUCAACGCCUUGAAGCAGAAGACCUUCAAACUGAGGCGACUUAAGAAAGGUGAGCGACAAGGUCUUCUUGACUCUGGAGCCACUCAUCCACUUCGACCUGUGAAGAAAGGUGAAGAUGUUGAAAGUUACAAGAGGGUUCAGGUAGCCCUAGCAGAUGGACAAGUCACCAGUCUCCCUAUCUCUCCAGGGGGAGCCAUGGUCUCAGCUGACGCCGACAUCGAGCCGAUCAUCCCAAUGGGGCUCCUGACUGAAAAGCUGGGAUGUUCCGUGAUUUGGUCAAGAAGUCAACUCAGGGUAGUCCACCCCUUGCGAGGAGAGCUGCCUGUUGAAGAUCAAGAUGGAUGCCCUCAGCUGCCACGACAAGUGGCCCUGGACCUCAUUGAGGAGCUCGAGAAGGUGAAGAAAGGAAUGAAGUUGAAGGAGGAGAAUGAUUUUGAAUGGGAGAUCAAGUGGAUGGAAGACUAUGUGAACGCCCAUCCCGUCUUGAGCAGACUCCCCAAGGAAGUGAAAGAAUCGCUGGUGGUCAAGCCGGGUGAAUGGUCAGAUCUCCCAGCCAACAGAAGAAAGCGAAAGGCCAUGAAACGAGAUGGCUAUGUGUGCCACUUGUACGCAGGAGCUGACGAAGGAUUCACCUUUGAAAGAGCCUGGAAGCAGAAAGGAGGUGAAGAACGAGAGCUCCUGGAGGUGGACAUCAAAAGAGGUCCGUGUGGGAAGGGAAGCUUCUUGCCUUGCUAG
This is a messenger RNA of Durusdinium trenchii, 2898 nucleotides long. The record is from the annotation of a GenBank genome assembly. NCBI's taxonomy places the organism in Eukaryota, Dinophyceae, Suessiales, Symbiodiniaceae.